UCGUGUUCUUUGUAGAAAUCUUCUCCGUAAAAAAUUACUUGCUCACUGUUUGGCAAACGCCACACUGCGUUCAUACGAUUGUGCCACGUGCAAAACAACUUUUCAACGUAAGUGAAAUAUGGAGCAACAAGUUACCAUUCAUCCUUCUUGUGAAAAACCUUAUAGGUGUCAAUUCUGUGGUAAACAGUUAAAGUCAAAACAAACCUUAACUGAGCAUGAAGCAAUUCAUUCAUCGUUGCUUACGUUCAAAUGUGACAAAUGCGAAAAAAUGUUUAAAACUAAGGCAAAUCUAAGAUACCAUUAUAAAGUUCAGCAUUCGAAUUCUGAGACACCUCAUCAAUGCCGAUUCUGUGAUAAAUAUUUGAAAACAAAACAAAUUUUAAAUAACCAUGAAGCACUUCAUUCAUCGGUGUUCCCGUACAAAUGUGACAAAUGCAAAAAAAUGUUUAAAACUAAGCCAACUCUAAUAUACCAUUAUAAAGUUCAGCAUUCGAAUUCUGAGAAACCUUAUCAAUGCCGAUUCUGUGAUAAACGGUUUUACACAAAACAAGAAGUAACUAACCAUGAAACAGUUCAUUCAUCGUUGCGUCCGCAUAAAUGCAACAAAUGCGAUUACACAUAUAAAACUAAGCAAAGUUUAAUAACCCAUUAUAAAGUUCAUCAUGCUGAUUGUGAGAAACCUUAUAAGUGCCGAUUCUGUGGGAAACAUUUGAGUUCAAAACAAAAGUUAAAUAACCAUGAAGCACUUCAUUUAUCGUUACUUCCGUACAAAUGUGACAAAUGCGAAACAAGGUUUGAAACUAAGGCAAAUCUAAGAUACCAUUAUAUAGUUUGCCAUUCUGAUUCUGAGAAACCUUAUCAGUGCCAAGUGUGA
This is a messenger RNA of Pseudomyrmex gracilis, 874 nucleotides long. Its product is annotated as putative zinc finger protein 66. Bases 119 to 874 code for a protein of 251 amino acids. The transcript has 7 exons. The record is from RefSeq and is a predicted model, not a curated record. Gene Ontology annotation, cellular component: chromosome. Lineage: Eukaryota; Metazoa; Arthropoda; Insecta; Hymenoptera; Formicidae. Gene Ontology annotation, biological process: regulation of transcription by RNA polymerase II. Gene Ontology annotation, molecular function: chromatin insulator sequence binding.